GAAAAUGCUUGUCUGUAAUCGGUUAGCUUUGAUUCUGCUCAUUUUAUGUGGUGCUUUUGGUGCUGAGACAGAUGAAAUCAAGACAAUAUCAGUGAUGACUGGAGAUUCUGUAGUAUUACAUACUGGUGUUUGUGAGAUUUACAGAGAGAAGCAGAUACUGUGGCUGUUUGGACCUGAGAAUCCAGACACUCUCAUUGCUGAAAUCUACAAGCUGAGCAUCUCUAUAUAUGACAGUUAUGAGGGAUUUAAAGACAGACUGCAGAUGGACCAGCAGACGGGAUCUCUCACCGUCAGAAACAUCACAACCAGUCACUCUGGACUCUAUACGGCACAGAUUAUGAACGCGAUGACCACAUUUAAAAGAUUCAGUGUUAUGGUUUAUGCACCUGUCUCGUUGCCUGUCAUUGAAAGCAGCUCACAGGUCAACAAGUGUCUGAUAUCUGGUGGAGGUUUUUCUUCUGCAGUGAUGUGUUCAGCUGAGAAUGGACCAGGAGUCUCUCUGUCAUGGUAUAAAGGGAGAGAAAGACUGAAUCAGACCAGCAGCCCUGACCUCAGCCACACUCUGUCUCUCCCGCUGGAGAUAAAAGACAGAAAUAAGGAUGUGUAUCAUUGUGUGUCUGCUAAUCCAGUCAGCAACAAGACGACACGAUUCAGCUUUCAGGAACGCUGUCCACUAAAUACAGAUUCCAGUCACUCCUGUGGUUUUACUGAAGCUGUGAUCCGAUUGGUCAUCUCUGCUCUGGUGGGCGUGGCUACUGUUGCUAUGCUGUUUUAUUAUGUCAGAUCUGGAAAGAAGUAGAAGACAGCCCCUAAAUG
This is a messenger RNA of Sinocyclocheilus rhinocerous, 816 nucleotides long. RefSeq lists its product as uncharacterized. The record is from RefSeq and is a predicted model, not a curated record. The transcript is spliced from 5 exons. Bases 5 to 799 code for a protein of 264 amino acids. NCBI's taxonomy places the organism in Eukaryota, Metazoa, Chordata, Actinopteri, Cypriniformes, Cyprinidae.